This is a messenger RNA of Diospyros lotus (date-plum), 6568 nucleotides long. Its product is annotated as protein WHAT'S THIS FACTOR 1 homolog, chloroplastic-like. NCBI's taxonomy places the organism in Eukaryota, Viridiplantae, Streptophyta, Magnoliopsida, Ericales, Ebenaceae. The transcript is spliced from 4 exons. Bases 745 to 2115 code for a protein of 456 amino acids. The record is from RefSeq and is a predicted model, not a curated record. Gene Ontology annotation, molecular function: RNA binding.
CAUGGUUCAGCCCACCCCCUCUGGCAUCAGCAAACCACCCAACCCCUUCUCCCCCUGCCCUUCUGCAAACCCUUCUCGCUCUCGCUCGCUCCGUUCGUCGCCGGUCGCUCGCUCUCGCUCUCGCUCUCGCUUGAUCACAAUCGAGGCACCACCGCCGCAUCACCUCCUUAAGCCACCGCUGCACCACUCACCUCAUUGCAAGCACCGAGGACCACAGCCUCCGCCACCUUGAUAGGAUGGGUAUUAAUAAAGAGGUGUCGGAAAAUUUGAACGAGGACUAAUGCAGUUAGCCUAAGGUGGAGGGUUAAUUAAACCCUAUUCUUUUGGGUUUCAGACUAGGAAAGUUUGAAUCUUUUCCCUAACUUCCUGGCUCCGCUACUCAACGCCCGCAGCCAUAUCACUUACGCCUAAUGAGGGAGCAGUGUCCUUCAAUUCUCAUUUUGGCCUUUUAACAAACACUUGGUGGUUGACACACAAAAAGAAAAAAGAAAAAAGAAAAAAGAAAAGGGACUUGGACGGAGCAAUAAAGAGAGAGGUGAGUGAAGCAAAACUAGUGGAUUGAUUACUUGUUGCAACCAUACUCUUAGUUAACUGUUUUUUACUCUCUCUCUCUCUUAAGGACUUGGACCGAGAGCUAGAGAGAGAGGUGAGUGAAAUGAAACCAGUGGAUUUAUUAUUUGUUGCAACCAUACUCCAGUUAAUUAUCUUUUACACUCUCUCUUUCUCUCGCAUUUCGUCUAUAGGAUGACUUUUGGAGCAAUCAAGGUUUUACUUAACUUGAAUAAAUCAAAUGUCGCUUCUGUCAAAUGUGCAAUUUUUUCAAUUCAACAUCGUUGUGUGAAGUCCUUUCUUGGCACAAUAUAUUCGGUGUCACAAUAUCGAUCUAUGACAACAAGCAAGCGAAUCCAAGACCGAAGCAAGAAGAAGAGAGUUCACGAUCUUGAAAUCGCGACAGAGAAGUGGAAGAUUGCCUCAAAAGUGUUGUUUUUAUUGGAGAUCUUGAAGCAAGAACCUGAACAAAUCAUACCUAUAAGGUCACUUGAUCAUUAUAGGAGGCAAAUCAACUUGCCAAAGCCCAAUAAGAUUUCGGACUUCAUUCGAAAAUGCCCGAAGUUGUUUGAACUGUACAAGGACCACAAAGGGGUGUUGUGGUGUGGGAUGACGAAACAAGCUGAAGAGUUGGUUCAAGAAGAGGAGAGGAUCAUUGAAACCUACUCGGAGAAGGCAGCCGAGCAUGUGGCCAGGUUUUUGAUGAUGUCUGUUGAUAAGCGAUUACCGUUGGACAAACUUGCCCAUUUCAGAAGAGACUUCGGUUUUCCUAUUCAUUUUCGGAGAAAUUGGAUUUAUAGGUAUCCUCAACACUUUAGGGUGGUUAAGAAUGAGGACGAUAUUGAGUUUUUGGAGCUUGUUUCCUGGAAUCCGUCUUGGGCCGUCACUGAAUUGGAGAAGAAAGUGAUUGGGAUGUCAAAGGAUCACCAACCCGGAUUACUUUCGCUCUCUUUUGCAUUGAAAUUCCCACCAGAUUACAAGAAGGUCUAUAGAUAUGGUGGGAAGAUUGACCACUUUCAGAAGCGCACCUAUUUGUCUCCUUAUGCAGAUGCUCGUGGAUUGAAAGCCGGGUCGCUAGAAUUUGAUAAGAGAGCAGUUGCUGUGAUGCAUGAGUUACUUAGCUUCACUAUUGAGAAGAGGUUAGUAACUGAUCAUUUGACCCAUUUUAGGAGGGAGCUUGUGAUGCCUCAGAAGUUGAUGAGGCUUUUACUAAAACAUUUUGGCAUAUUCUAUGUUUCUGAGAGGGGGAAGAGAGCUAGUGUGUUUUUGACUGAAGCAUAUGAAGGUUCUGAGUUGAUUGAGAAACUUCCAUAUGUCCUUUGGAAGGAGAAGGUCCAAAGCCUUACAGGUUAUAGAGGAAGGCAGAAGAAAAUUCAAAGUUUUGAUGAUCUUGAAGAGAUGGAGGAUCGGGGUUUAUUCAAGAGUGAAUUUGAAGAAGACAUUGUGUAUGUGCAAUCAGAAAAGGAAGACAACUUGAGCAGUUUAGAGGAUUCUUCACUCUUAGAUGAAUCUGAGAUGGGGAUUGGAGAUAUAUGCAGUGCAUAUAAGGAUAUUGAAACAUUGUAAGUUUCUGAAAUUGCUAUGGUGGGGCUUGUUGAAGAAUACGACAUAAGAGAUUUAGGAGCAGGUUGAGAAAGAGAGUGUGAGGUGAGGUAGAGAGUGGAGGAUGGCUUGCCAGUUCAAGAAUUGAGGAGAGAAGGGAUUGUGUCUUCUCGGCCAUGAUGAAAUAGGGCAUCAUAUGGGUUUAAACAUUUCUACCCAUAGAUGACUCGAAGGGUGAAGGACAGAGAGGCUAUUUUGUUGAUUCAAGCUCAUGUUAAUGGCAAUUAGUUACAGCUUUAAAUAAGUAGAAUUGAAAGAGGAUGAAUUCCAAGAUAGAAAGGGAAGAGACUUUCUAGAAUUGGCAUAUUAAAUGCUACAGAAGAAGGUGUUAUGGACAAUUGCAUGCUCAUAAAGAGCCCAAUUUCUUAUAUUUGUUUUUUUGAUUGUCUUGAUGGAGUAUGAUGAUGGCUGUUGCGAGUCAGGCUUCCAGGUUGUAUUAUUGUUAGGAACCUAGGGGUAUAAGGGACAAAUGGGGCUAUAACUAACAAAGGGUUGUGUUGUAAGCGGUUAGGAGUUAGCUGAAUGAUUGUUAGGGAGUUAAGAGAGAGCCUAUAAGAAGGCUUGUGUAAUAGCUGAAGGGAUUAUGGAAUAUUAAAUGAAUGUUUUCCAUAUUCUCUCUCUUGUCUAUCUUUCUCCAAUUCUCCAUACAUCUCUCUCUCUCUCGUUCUCCCUCAUUCUAUUCCAUUUCCCUCCCCAUUCUAUUCUUCUUCUUCUAAAUUCCUAUUCAAACCCUAGAAAACCCUAGGGUCUUAACAAUUAUGAUGUGUUAAAGACAGGUAGGGGGACUGGAGAUGGUGAGAAUGAAUUGGGCCAAGUCACAGCCGAGAUACAUAAUAUGCUUUAAUCAGAUCAGCCAGGGUAAGGAUCCUCAACCCUUUUUGAUCCACUGCCAUGCCUAUUUUUAUAUGGCCACAGAUAAAACAAUCUAAUAUCACUGCUUGAGAUGCUGAAGAUAUGAAAUGAAUAAUCGAGCAAGUUUUAGAACAAAAGAAAUUGGCAACUGUAGUAGAAGACUCGGACGAAAUGAAAACCUCCUACAACAUAGAAAUUAGGGAAAAAUUGAUUCCUUUGAAAUUCAAAAAUGCCUCAGAUUAAAUCGUACUCUAUCAAGAUAGUGAAGAUAGAUUCCCACGAUCAAAUACAAAAUUAUGAGUCUAUCAUGUUGUUACACGGUUGGGAAGAUACUAUUAUGUAUUGGGUUUUCUAACUUUAACAGAUCAUGCUCGAAUUUGGUUUAAGGGUUUAUUUUUUCCUUCAAACAAUUGAAGAAAGAAUUUAUAAAAUAAAAUUUUAACGCAAAAAAUGUGAAUGAUUCGAAAUUAGAAAUGCAGAAAGUCUGAAAAUGAUUUAGAAUUAGAAAUAUAAAAAGUGUGAAAAUAAUUUGAAAUUAAAAGUAUAAUAACUGUGAGAAUGAUCUGGAAUUAAAAAUACAAAAAGAGUGAGAAUAAUGUAGCAUUGGAAAUGCAAAAAUUAGGAGAAUGAUGAAAGAAAAAUUUAAUAUUAGAAACACAAAAUACAAGAGACCAAAUUAAAAAAUCAAACAUGUAAAAAUGUAAAUACGAUCUAGGAUAACUCAAAAUAAAAAAGGAUAAAUGAAAAAUUGGGAGAAUGUCUAUUAUUUUGUAAGAGCUUUCUCUCCUUAGCUAAAGCUUCUUUCCUCUCUAUUAUUCUCUUCCCACUUGAAUCUCACACAAUCUCUUUAGUCACUAAGGAUCCAAAGCCACCCACCCAUUCUCCCUCUCUUACAUAGAGGCAAAGGUUGCUACCCCACCCCAAUAUUCCUCUACUCACAAAUGGAGUAGUCAAUUCAAAAUGUUUAUCAAAUAACACUUUUAUUUUAGUAUAAGGAAACCCAAUUUCAUAAUUUUAGUGUCUUUAAGAUGUAUCACUAAGAAUAAUGGAUUAAAUGGCAACUUUUAUAGAGGAAGCAAAGGGGCAAUCCCAUGGUGAGACUACAAGGGGGACCAUUUCUCCUUUGUUUGUGAUGAUUUUUAUAUAGUAAAGUAAAAACCAGAGCGCAGCCUAACAUGUGGGUGCAAUCACAUUACUUCUUUUUGUUUUUACCAAAUUUCUUAGCUCAAGUACACUACUUUUCAAUUUCUGUAUGCAUGCUUCUAUGUCUUACAUAUUCAACUACUACCUAAUCAAAUAUACAUCAUUAUAUUCAAUAUUAACUAAUAUAAUUUCACACUUUUUUAUUAAAUCAAAUAAAUCUUCAAGUCCCACCAUAACGUGUACUAAUAUUUGAUUAUUAAUUAACUUAUCUCGAGACCAAGCUUUACAACUUUACUUAGAAAAUAAUUUUAAAAAAAUUAUUUGCCACAUUAUUUUUCCAAACCACUUAAUUAUCAAAUUUUUGAAUAAUAAUACUAAUAUUUUUAAUUUUUUAAAUAAUCGUCAAUUAAGCUCAUUUUUAAUGAGUUUUCUUUGAAAGCUUUUGACAAAAUUGUAUCACUACACUAGCACCAUGAAUUUUCAAAAAUUGGGAUGCUUCGAAGUCCUAAAAAGGUUUAGGUAUGCCACUAGCAUCAAAAUUUUUAAUUUAUUCAUCCAUCAAGCUUAUUUCAAUGAUUUUUCUCACAAUAACAUUCUACAGUUUUGUAAAGGUCUGGGGUGUUACAUUCACAUCCUUUCAAAAGAAUUUUAUACUCAAAAUUCAGUAUUUGUUAAUUAGUGAGAUAUUUUUUUUAAAAAAAUUAAUACUGCAUUCUCUUUUCGUUUUAAUUUUUAAUUUUUAAUUUUAAAUUUUGAAUUCAUUUUUAAUUUUUUAUUUUGAAAGUGUUUUUAAAAAAUUAAAAAGGCGUUUUCUUUGUCAUUUUAAAAAAAUAUUUCUCAAAUCAGAAAUUUAAAAAUUGUUUUCUUUUUAAAAUUUUGAGAAUAAUUUUUUAAUAAUAUUUUAUUUAAUAAAUUAAAAUUAGUUAAUGUUAAUAUAUUAUUAAAAUAUAUAUAUAUAUUUUAAAGUUAGUGAAUCUUGUAAUAUUUUUUUUUGUUAUAAGAAUAAAAUAUGAAUAAAUAAAUAAAUUAUCUUGACAAAAAAAAUAAAAAACAUAAAAAUAAAAAUUAAAAACUUAGACUGAUAAAUACAUAAUGUAAUUGUGAAUGAUAAGGUUACAUCAAAUAAUUCAAUAACAAGUAAAAUUCGAUUACAAGCCUCUAUACAAAUAUUAGAAACGAACAUAGUUUAAAAAUUAAUAAAAUAAAAUAAAAUAAAAUGCCAACCAACAACCAACCACAAUCGCGGAUGACCACCUUUUACCACAAUUGCUGAAUCUCAAUACAAAUAUUAUACACACACACACCCACACCCAGUAAAGGGCAGUCGAUGGUGGAUUUGGUGAUGUAAGGAGACGACGGUGAUGGCGGUGGCGGGCGUGAUUAACGGUCGAGAAAGAAGAGAGAAGAAAGAGAAAAGAAGAGAGGAAGAAAGAGUUAGGCAAGUGGGUUCUCGUGUUUUGCGUUUUGGAAGUAAGGGUUUGUUUUGGCUGAAAAUAACCAAAACGAAAAUAUAGCGUUUUGAGUUUUGUGUGUAAAAUUUUUGUGGGUUUUGAAAAAUGCAUUUUUAAAAAUAACAAUGAGAAUGUAUUUUUAUUGUUUUAGAAAAUUAAAACUAAAAAUAGACUAAAAACAAUAAAGAGAAUGUAGCUUAACAUUCUAAAAUUUGAAAGAAUUUUGAAGUGUUACAUUAUUAUCUAUCUAGACAUGGACUAGAGGAACCAUGCAAGGUUCAAGACUUAUGGAUUUCAACAAGAGGUACCUUAGAUAUAACAACUUGGUAAGGUUAUUUAUAUUCUCCAUUAAUAUUUGAUAAUACCCACCAAUAUUUCAAGAAUGUCGUAUGAAUUGUGUUUCCAUAGCAUGCUUUUCUAAUAGUACGAGAAGAGUAUUUUUUUUAAUCUUAUAGAGAGUCCUUAGACUUAUUUAGUUAAAAAAAAAAGAGAGAAAAAUAAAGAAAGUCUCCCUCCCCUGCUCUCCAUAAAAAAAAAUUGGAUAAUUUCUAAACUUACUCUCUAUCUUUCUUAAGAAACGAAGAUAUUAUUCACGAGUAAAUAAUAGACAUUAUUUAGAUUUACCCAUCUAAUUAUCCAUACUUUAUUCUCUUUAGAAAAAAAAAUCACAUUCGGAGUUUUUUUUCAAGAUUAUUGAAUUCUAAUAAUAAUGAGGUCAAAUCUGAAAAUCAAAACACAAUUCAACAUAUUCUAAAAGGAGAUUUUAAAAGUAUAAUAUACACAUGAUCUGCAAUAUUCUCAAAAUAUUCUAAAAGGGGUAUUAAAUACUAUUUAGUAGCUUGAUCGAGAAAGAAUAAAAUAUUUGCUGAUGGUUUUGAAUGUAUUUAAAAUCAUUUCCUAAUAAUUUACAUGGUGUUUGAAAUACACCAACUGGUUAACAUAUUUCCUUUCUCUUCUUUCUCGGAUCUCUA